This is a messenger RNA of Cannabis sativa, 2600 nucleotides long. RefSeq lists its product as uncharacterized. Gene Ontology annotation, molecular function: protein binding. The transcript has 4 exons. The record is from RefSeq and is a predicted model, not a curated record. Bases 228 to 2450 code for a protein of 740 amino acids. Lineage: Eukaryota; Viridiplantae; Streptophyta; Magnoliopsida; Rosales; Cannabaceae.
UAGUUUGUUCACUUCAAAAUUAUAUAAAUAUAUAGUUAAAGGAAUGUUUAUUUCAUUAAUAAGUCCUUGAAUAUUUCAUAUAUUUCAGUACUUCCUUCAAUUUGUAGACUUUUAGGCUCUUGUGUCUGUCUAUAUCUUUUUAAUUCUCAAUAUUAUAUAUAAUUUGUAGUGAAGAAUCAAAGUUGGAAAGUUACCAAUAACCAAUAAUAUAUAAUUUAGUUUGCAUAAUGGACAAGAAGUUGAUAAAGGCAGCUGAAGAAGGAGAUAUCAAUGUCUUGUACUCAGUCAUUGGAGAGUGUUCACAAGUUUUACAAAGCUUUGAUGAAGAGCUCUUAUUCAUUGAUAACCCUUUACACAUAGCUGCAUUUGAAGGCCACAUACAUUUUGCCAUGGAAAUCAUGAGACUAAAACCAUCCUUAGCUAGAAAGCUAAACCAAGAUCAAUUUAGCCCUUUGCACUUGGCCUUACAAAAUGGAAAAUCCCGAAUGGUGCUUCGGCUUAUUGAUAUCAAUCGAGACCUUGUUCGUGUACAAGGAAGGGAAAGCAUAACCCCUUUGCACCAUGUAGCUAUAGAAGGAGAUUUGGAACUCUUGAUUGCUUUCUUAUCAGCUUGUCCGAAAUCCUUCCAAGAUGUCACGAUUCGGAAUGAGACUGUUCUGCAUAUUGCUUUGAAAAAUGACAAAGUUGAAGCCUUUGAGAUCCUUCUUAGAUGGCUUACAGAAGUAUGCUAUGAGGAAGUGUAUAGGUUUGAGAAGAAGAUUUUGAACUGGAGAGAUGAGGAUGGUAACACUCUGCUUCACAUUGCAGCAUCAAAAAAUCAAAGCCAGGUGAUAAAAUGGCUAGUAAAGUCAAAAGUAGAUGUUAACUCCAAGAACAUGGUUGGUUUAACUGCCUUGGAUAUCUUAGAGAAUGAAAGCAAGUUUGAGAGCAUAGAAAUUAGACAUAUGCUACAUGCUGCUGGAGCUAUGACAGGAGCCUAUUUUCAAACUGAAUAUGCAUCUAAAAUCUACUUAAGUGAUAGGACAGAUCAGAGGUUGAAAAAAGCAGCUCAAGAGGGAGAUAUGGAUGCCUUUUAUGAUUUGAUAAAUGAGGAUCCAUGUAUCUUAGAUCGCAUUGAUCAAAUACCAUUCAUUGAUACUCCUAUGCACAUAGCUGCAUCAGCAGGACAUAGCCAUUUUUCCAUAGAGAUGAUGAGAUUAAAGCCAACAUUUUCAUGGAAGCAAAACCAGCAUGGCUUCAGCCCAAUGCACCUUGCUUUACAUAACAACAAAUUCCAGACAGCACUUGAACUGUUAGCUAUAGACAGAAACCUUGUUCGCGUCAAGGGAAGGGAAGCUAAGACUCCCUUGCAUUAUGUAGCUGAAACAGGCAAUGUUUUUCUUUUGGCUGAAUUUUUGGCUAGCUGUCCAGAAUCGAUACAAGACUUGACUAUUCGAAAAGAAGCUGCUCUUCAUGUUGCUGUAAAGAAUGACCAGUGUCAAGCUCUUGAAGUCUUAUUAGGAUGGCUUCAGCUUGUUGGUAUGGAAAUGAUUCUUCAAUGGACUGAUGAUGAAGGCAAUACUGCUUUGCACAUUGCUACAUACAGAAAUCAAUCUCAGGCAAGUAAUUAUUCUCUCAAUUUUAUUGUGCUAAAGGUAAAUAGCAUAUACAUUAUACAUAUGUGCCCACAUAGGAUUUUUAAUCCAACAUUUAGUUGUUCUUGUUUUCCCUUGUUCCAUUCCAACAUUACACAUCAUGACUGUUUCAACUAUGAUUCUUCAUUCUUAACAAUACAGAUGGUCAAAUUACUAAUAAAUAGGAUUGACAUAAACGCGAAGAAUUUCAAGGACUUGACAGCUCUGGACAUUUCCGAACAACCAAUGUGCGACGCAAACAUAAAGAAUCUGCUACACCAAAGUGGAGCUUUAGGAGCUUCUUCACUUCCUAGAGUGACAAUCUUAGCAGAAUUCUUAACCACAAAGAUGUCAACACUUGAAAAGUUGAUAACAACCACUUACCUCAGAAAAUCUUGUAUGUCAAAUGAAAAUAGAAAUGCCCUUCUAGUGGUAGCUGUAUUGACAGCAACAACAACUUUCCAAGCAGUGCUAAGCCCACCAGGUGGAAUUAUUAGGCAUAGUAACUCCCUCUUUGAUUUCCAAUACAUGGCACCAUGGUUUUGUUUCUUGGCUUUUAACACAGUGGCUUUCCUCACAUCAAUGUCUGAGAUAUGGUUUCACCUUCCUAGAGGCUUUUACUUCUUACUAAAGCUUGUUAUGCCUCUGUUGCUAUGCUAUAUGCUAUCGUUGAGCCUCACAAUGCCAGUGUCAAGAGCCACACCAUAUUACAUGAUUCUGUUGCUUUUGUCACAAUGGAAAGCAGUGGCAAGGACUAUCCUUUACAAAAGGUCUUUGGAAGUUAAACUUCAUUUGUUGAAACAUUGCCCCAACUUGUAUAGAGAAUUGAAAUUUUAAACAACUUACACUAUUGAGAUUAUGAGGCAAAAGGAGGGAUGUAGGGCCGGCCUUGAGCUAAAACAGGUUAAGCCUGCACCUAGACUCACCCAACCUAGAGGCCAACAAAAAUAAUUGUAUAAAUUUAUAAAAAAAAAAUAGUAAUUUUGA